AUGGACACCCUUCCCCUUCUUCAUGGACCUUCCAUGGCCAAACGCCCUUGUUGUUCUGAUCCUUCCAUCGCUAAAACUCAAUCAACUAUGUUGCCGGAAUCUGACAACGAUGCGGUGUUGAAAUCUUUCUUAGCCGGAAAACGGUCCGAUCGUAAACGAUCAUCCUCACACAACGCCGUAGUAUGGCCUCUGCCUCCUGAUCUCAUGAUCAAGGUUUUUGCUAUGCUUGAUACUCAAAGCGUUUGUUAUGCUGCGGCGACGUGUUCAUUUUUUCAAAAGUGUGUUGCGGAUCCUUUGUGUUUUUCAAACAUCGACUUAAUUACGUUAGUUCCUAAGGUCAACAAUGCUGUAGUUUCUUCCAUGAUUCGGCGAGCUGGAAAUGCACUUCAGUCUAUGAAGCUUGGUGUUCUCCCACCUUGUACACCUCCUCUUUUCUGUUCAUCAGAGCCAUUAGUUUACAGUAUUAGGAACUCUACUGAUGCAUCAGGAGCUUCAUGGAACGACAAACAAUGAUCCAGACAAGGAAAAGAGUCCUGUAUUCUAACAAGGUCCUGCUUGAGUUCCUUGAGUGCGAAUGGUGGUGCACCUGGGUAUGUUGUGAUUAUAUUAGAAUAACUCAUCAUAUGGCCUUUAUGUUUGGACGCUUUCUCAUAUGGCCUUUAUUUCAGGGGGUAUGUUGUAAAUACUUUCAGCCUGUUUUCUUUUUAGCUAAUUUAUCGUUAAAAUAAAAACUGCGAAAACGCUUUCUGAUUUUACCAUGUUUGGUUUACAAUUGAAUAUUUCUUCAUUAAUGCUAUCCCCUGAAAUAAGUACCAAAAUCUAGGGACCAACAUUGAAAAUAGAAAGCAUGAGGGACCAUUUUUAUAAUUUAGAUCGACUGCAACCUAUUUAUAAGUAAAGGGAGUGGAAUGGACAGUUUUAAUAAAUUGUUUGUGUAUUUGAUUUAUGCAAUAAUAUUUUAUUUUAUUUUAUUUUUCCUCAGUUUAUAUAACAAAAUACUCUGUAUAUUAUGAAAUGUGCGACGACAUUAUUGGUAAAA
Molecule: messenger RNA, 1039 nt
Organism: Lactuca saligna
Lineage: Eukaryota; Viridiplantae; Streptophyta; Magnoliopsida; Asterales; Asteraceae
Source: the annotation of a GenBank genome assembly